Gordionus sp. m RMFG-2023 is the source of this 6829-nucleotide messenger RNA. RefSeq lists its product as uncharacterized. Gene Ontology annotation, biological process: cell differentiation. The record is from RefSeq and is a predicted model, not a curated record. Lineage: Eukaryota; Metazoa; Nematomorpha; Gordioida; Chordodea; Parachordodidae. The transcript is spliced from 18 exons. The coding region runs from base 113 to 6400 and encodes 2095 amino acids.
AGUUCACUCAAACAACAUUAGGUAUCGUUACAAUUAUACAACUUCCUAAUAAUCACCAUUUUACUAGUAAAAAUCCUCUAACAAUAAUACAAUCAAUGUUCGAUGAUAUAUCAUGUCAUCUACAUUUUCGCAAUCCAAUAAUGUCACUAACCAGAAAAUAGAUAAAAAGAGCAAAUUUUCACUUUUAAAUAUUAAUACCAUAUAUAAAGGGAAAGGAUUUGAUUCCCAAAGAUCAUCUAAAUCUUAUGGAAUCCAAAGUAUUGGAAAAGUUACUAGUAGUAAAAGAUUGCCACCUCCUGCCAUAUUACCCACUAAUAGGGCAGAAAUUCAAGGCAAUGACAAUAUAAAUAUAACAACAGGAACUAGCUGGGUUAAUAAGGAUACUGAAAUUAAUGAAAUUUCAAAUAAUCCUCAUUUUAAGAAUGAUCUAUGUAAACAAUCAUAUGAUGUGUUAUCAAAUGCAGGGUUAAAAACUUGGAAUGUAGCUUUAGGAAAUUCUCCAGAUUUAAGUUCAACAUCAAUAAUUCCUAUUUCUAAUACAUAUGAUUCUGGGCAAUAUUCAACUGCAUUUCAAAAAGAAUUUCCAUCACUAUCAAGUGCUGAAGUUAAAAGUUCAAAUUCCAUAGUUAAUGUAACCUCAGUGAAUUCUUCAUUACAUACUGAGACUUAUCAGGCAAACUACUCAAAUUUGAGCUAUGAAAGAUCAAAAUCAUUUUUAAGAGAAAAUGCUAACAAAUUUUAUAUGCAAUCCUUAGUACCAAUUAACCACCUUAGGCCUCAGACAAAUUGGAAGGAUAUGGCACUUAGGAAAUUGCCAGCUAGUAAUUUAAAUGAUGAGCCAAUAAGUGAAAAUCAGCCAUUUUGGACUCGUGAUUUUGAAAUUUCUAGAAAUCCUUAUACUUACCUAUCUAAUGCACCAUUACCCUGUAAUGAAAUUAAUAUGCCUUUAUCUUACCAAAUAGGACCUGCUCAUGAUAAUUUGUCUGAAGGACCCAAAAAGGAAAAUAAGAAAGUCUAUGGGUUAAUUGAUGGCUCAAAUUUUAUAAAGAAAGGGACUUCCUUGUUCAAUAAAAAUCAUCAUUCCUCAACACCAUUUGUACCUCCGUAUAUGUCAGUUAUCAAUCCUUAUAAUCAUUAUGAAAAUAAACUAAAUCCAAAUUUGCAAGCUCCUUACAUUUAUCCGGGUGCCUCGAUUGCACCACCAAUGCUGCUUAAAAAUAGAGAUUAUUAUCCAGAGAUUGACAGAAGAGAAAGACGUUACAGUUCUUCUUUCCAGCAUCCUCCACCCAUGAUUCAAAAUGAACAUUUUUAUGAGUAUGCUAGUAGAGGAGGGCCUAUUGAUAAUGAAUAUGCCUCACCAGAUUAUUAUUCCAAAAAAACUUUUUUUAAUUCACAAACUCUCUCUUCAUCUCUAAAUAAAGCAAAUGUUAUUUUAAAAAAGAAUUAUGGAGGUGAUGGUGUAAAUUCCUACUAUCCUCGCAAUAAAUUAAAGUAUGGAUCAUAUGAUGAUGAAUAUUAUUACAAUUAUAACUAUCAAAAUGAGAGACAAAAUCAUAAUGCCAGAAAUCCAAUGUCACAAAAUCCAUAUUCACCAACCUACUACCAAAAAAGAUCUUCAGCUUUUUUUGAUUCCAGACCAUCUACCUAUUACCCUUAUUACAAUGAAGAUAUGGUUCCCAAUGGAAAUUAUAGACGAAUAAAAUAUGCGGAGGAUGAUUCUUUCAUCAAAUACCAUCAGCAAGCACCAAUAGGCAGUGGCAUUAAUGAAAAAGCUCUCCCCAAAUCUCCUGUACCAUAUAAAAUACCUCCACUGAUGCCACAACAUCAUGUCCCAUCAGUUUUUAUCAAGCAGAAUUCUUACAACACAAGGGUUAACUCCACAUUAAGUGAUGAUGAUGCUCAUCAAAAUCAAGUUAAUCAAAGGCAUAAAGUACUUGACCAAGAAGCAGAAGAAGCGAAUAUGAAUAGACCAGCUUCAUAUGACUCUUAUAAACAUUACUCAACAGAGGAGAGACAUUUCCCAUUGCAAUCACACUAUAAUACACAUGAAAUGUAUCACCAAACCUCCAUGCAUCCGUUUCCACCAUAUGAUGCACCAUCCUACCCUGAAUAUGAACAAACAUUUAAUAAUUUGAAUGACAAAAAGUACAAAAAUCAACAUUAUUCAUAUAGAGGAAAUGCAAAAUUCAGUGAAAAUUCUAAAAACAUUAUUCAAGAGUGCGAGGAAUUUGGUGACCACUUGAAAAGGAAUGAUUUAAAUCAGAUUUUGUCUAAUAAACCUUUAGCUGAAGAUGGUUUACAGGAUAAAGAAGAAAAAGAGGGUGAUAUGGAUGCAUGGUCAGAUAGCCCCUCACCCCAUUCUAACUCUAAAUUUCAAUAUUUGAGUAAUACCACCACUAGCAAGGAUAUUGUUGAUCACACUAAACAACCUUACACCUCUUCCAGUGUAAAUAAAAAGGUAUCAGGGCUUGACACAAAUAUUCAAGAUGGGCAACAGCAAAAGAGUUUCAAAAUUAAUACCACAAAUAAAUAUCAAACAGAUCCAUCACCAUGGCAAGAUUCGGAAAAAUCUUCUACCAAUACAAACAGGGAAUACCAAAAGGACCCGUUUGAGCACGAUUAUGACGAACAUAAGCCAAUUUCAAACAAAGAUGAUAAGAUCGAAAAACCUAACACCUUUCACAGCAAAAAGUCUGAUGACAAAAUUCCCGAAAAUUACAAACUAUCCAAAAAAUCGUACAACACAGUGUAUGCCCCACAGCCAAGUAGAUUUGAUCAUAACACCAAGUCGAAAGAUUUAAUCACUUCCAAAAGGCACAAUUACUCUUCAGCCAAGCCAACUGAUGAAGCAAAUCGUGAAUUACACAAGAAACCUGAAGCUAAAUAUAAUCUUUCCUCGACUAAUCAACCUAUCAAAAAAGCUGAUGUUGAUUCCUCUAAAAACGUGCAAGAUUUAGCAUCUAGCAAAUUUAAAUGGGUAUUUGAAGGGGGUAAAAUUACAAAGCUAUCCAUACUAAAUGAUGAUAUGAAAGUGAAUAUGACAAAAUCUCAAAAAGUUCUUGGUACCCAUAUUCCUAAAAUGCUUCCUGCUACUUCUGAUGAUUCUAGUAGCUUAUUAGUGGGAUCUAAAUCACAGAAUAAUCGAAUCGAUAAUGCUGUAAGUGAAGAAAAGAAAGAGAGUAGCUUGGCAAAAUUCAGUCGGGAGUUAAAGGAGGAACGUGAGGCCGCGGAAGCUAGUAAGCUUAAAAAGAUUCGGGAUAUCAAAAAGCAUGAAGUUAUUAAGGAUAAUCAUUUAAACGAUUCAAAUUUUGGACCCAGAAAGGGUGUGCAAUUUAAACCCUACCCUGGUAACAAGCUUAAUCCUUUAAAAAAUGAUGACCAUGACAUUAAAUCAACUUUGAUAUCAAAGAAAAACGAUAAAGCUAUGCCGAUCACCUUGAGAACUGAUUUAAAAAACUCCUACCAUAACUUAAAUAAGUAUGGAUUAUCUGAUAACACUCUUGGUAAGGUAUUACCCAAAACUGGGUAUAAAAAUUAUAGCUACCCCAAACAGGAAUCUUUUAAAGGGUGCGAAAAUUUACCCAACCAUUCGAUUUCAAAGUGGAGCAAUACUGGUCGAUCUGAGAGCCAACAACCCAGCGAAUUAGAAGGAGGGGGAAAAAUUUGCUCCCCUAACUUCGAAUCUGAACCCAUGCCCAUUGAUAACUCAUCAACCACUGCUAAAGCUAUUGGUCACAAGCAAGACCGUCCCACACGUUUUACUGCUUUUCCCCGUGACCCAAAAAAGACAAACCCUGAUUCAUCCCUUAGAACAAAAAACUCUCCUGUCAAUACCAACAUCUCUUGUGCUCUAAGAGCAUUACAGCAACCUACAGUGUCCAAAAUAUCAUCCCCACGUAGCUCGAUCCGCAGCCCUUCAGGUUGGGGCGGUGAUGAGCAUGAUGAAUGGGAAACCGCCUCUGAGAGCAGUGAACGUGCUACUGAACUUCCCGCUGCAUCUCGCCACAACCAUACCACAACUCGACCAAAUUUUUCCGAGCCGCUGCCACCGCAGUUGCGACCACGCCAUGAAGAUAUUCGCGGAGAUGAACGGGAUCGGCGGGCAGCACCACCCAGCAAGUCGUUCAGUAACGGUCGCGUCAACGGCAGUGGUGGCGGCUAUCUGCACUCCCAGCAGCACCCACCAAGACAAAGUCCCAAUGACCCAGAUAGUCACCUUCCUCUGCAUACUAGCGAAAGACGUGGUGAUAGUAAGGUUAGAACCACUAAAGAUUCUGUUAACAGAUUUACUCCAAAAUUUGAUGAUGGACAGCCAGGGAACCGACAAAACGAUAAAAAACAAUUUCCUGCAAGUUUUAAUAAAAAAUUGAACUCAAACUUUCAAAAUACUGAUGGAGGAAAAGCGCAAAAACUUAGCACAAAUCAGUAUGCUUCUAAAUUAGUUAAAAAUGUAGCAAGUGGUUAUGGUAAAGAUUCUUAUGCAACAAAAGACAAAUAUGAAUUAUCAGAUAAAAGUCAGCAAGCACCUAUCAAACCAUCGCCUGUUGUUAGUGGUCUUAACAGUAAAACUGAUACUGUGAAUGUUGAUAUGUGGCCAAAUAAUGCAAAAUCUAGAAAUUCUCAACAUGAUCCUAACAGUAAUAUUAAACAAAAACUCCAAAAAGAUUCAAAUUUUCCUACAAAUUUUAACGUUUAUAAACCUUUUUCCAAAAGCGCCAUAGAUUCUCCCUCACAACGAUUGAAUAAACAAAUUCAGUACCAACGUGACGCAAAUUCAGCAGGCGUCCAAUCAUUUUCGUCAAACGCUUUUGCCACAUCGGGUAUGACCUCUCUACCAACCAUCACUAUGGGUCUAUGUAUCAAAAAUCUAAAAACUUUAAAUUGUCAUGGAACAUCGUUGCCCCCUUCUCAUAUGCAAGACAAGGCAGAGAUGACGCCUAUUUCCCCCUCGGCUGCUGAUCUUAAUUUGCGGAUUGCCUCGGUCAAAAAGGUGUGGGACGAUUCCGUCAACACCACCGAUAAUGAUAGUAAGUUAAAACUAUCUCUUUACCACCAUGAAAUGGCGAAGUUUAAGGUGGAACCCAUGGAUAUACUCAUCCAACAUCAAAAUGAAUACAGAUAUAUAGAUUCGAAUUGUUAUAUAUCCAGUUCAUAUGAUAUGAAUAUCGGGAGUUGCUCCAUAUCUUCCUCCAUGUCUCCAUCAUUUACUGAAUUUUAUAAUGUCAAAUGUGACAGAGAUUUAGUCUUUUCAAAGGAAGAUAAAUUUUGCCUAAAAAAUGAUUCUGAUGACAAGAAUUCUCUUGGAUCAAACGUUGCCGCCUCAAACGCCAAUAGUAACGUUUGUAAGGUAAAGCCUCAUAAACAGCAAAAUUUACACUUUUCCUCUGGGAAUUCUAUAGAUAAUGCUGAACAAUUACCUUCCUCAAUUUUUUCAUCGGUUGAAGACACUAUAUCACAAAAUGCAUUUAAUAAUAUAUUUAAUCAAUUCACCAUGCCAUUGCCUCUGCCUAAUUCUUUGUAUCCUCAGGCUCACCCUACCAUACCAAACAAUCUAACAACUAAUCUACUGAGGAACAAUUCAAUGGCUACCGUUAUGGGGAUUUAUGAAAAUUUUUUGAACAGUAGCUCCAAUUUAAACAUGGGUGGAGCUCCCCAUCUCAAUGGCAAUGCUUCAUCGAUUGAGAACACCUUAAAUCUUAAUAAUCAACAACAGUUCAACCAAAUGAUAAUGCAAAAUUAUGUUAAUCCAACUGUCCCGACAUUAUCUACCAAUCAACAAAUGACACAGCCCUCCAUGGCAAACAAUAUUUUUUCUUAUAGGCCCUCUCUUCCUUCUAACCUAGGACCUCCACAACAAUACAAUCCACUGUACUCCCCCAAUCAGCCAUUAGCCUCGGCCCUUGCCAAACAAUUGCCAGGCAACAAUCCUCCACCCAGACUCCCCAUCAUGCCCCCAAAUACGUCCCACAUGUUGAUCCAGCUCGAACCCUUUACCAACAUGAUGGAUAUGGCAGCCAUGGCACAUCAGCUCCAGCAAAACGGGGGUUCAGUAUCAAUAACUCAAAAUAUCAUGCCUCGUCAACCCUUUCCCAACCCAACACCACCACCUAACCAUGCAGUUACAGUAGCAUCCAACACUCUUAAUUUGAUGAAUUAUUUUGGCGCUUUUCCUCCCACACCUGUCUCGAACCCCCCAAACGCUCCACCCGUCAUGCCAAACAUUAUCCUAAGCCAAAAUCCUAACAACUAUGUUGCCGCACUCAUCAAUCACCAACCACUCUCCCAGCCAUCACUUGCUAUGCCCCCCACCCCAAAUCACAAUGUUCAAGCUAGCUUCAUAAACCACACUGCCAACCCUAAUCCAUCCCAACCAUUUCCUUCUAACCCACUAUACAAAUAACUGACUAGGAAUAAAUAAAUCAUUUUUUCAUCGAAUACCUAAGGAAUUUACAAAUUUGUUAAUCAAGCAUUAUUUUCUAAAUCUUGACUAAAUUUACCCAGGAUCUUGUUUUUCAAUAAAUUGAUGUUAAAAUUAUUAUAUCAAAGACAAACCGCUUUUGAAUUUUUCAAAAUAAUUAUUUGUUUUAUUAGAUGUUGAUUAUUUUGCUACACUUUAUGUUAAAUGAGCAUUGUUUCUUUGUAAAUUGUUUUCAUUUAAUUAAUUUAUUUUUAUAAAUCUAAAAAUUAUAAUAUGGUUUAAUUUUUAUUGUGUUUAUUAUUUAUACAUCUCGAUUUCAUUUGAAUACAACUUAAUCUCAAUUAUGUAUAUGUUUUUUAGCUCUAUAAUUUUGGUUGAAAAUUGUUCAAUAAAAAAAUGUUUUACUAUAUC